Molecule: messenger RNA, 961 nt
Organism: Lucilia sericata (common green bottle fly)
Lineage: Eukaryota; Metazoa; Arthropoda; Insecta; Diptera; Calliphoridae
Exons: 3
Coding region: 93-845 (250 amino acids)
Biological process (GO): chromatin remodeling
Cellular component (GO): Ino80 complex; nucleus
Source: RefSeq, a predicted model, not a curated record
ACUACCACCUCUAGCAAAAAGAAAAAAGUAAACAAACACGAUUGUUUUUUAACCAUCUUGCUAGAAAUCUUAAAAAACUGGAUAAAAAUAAAAUGUUAGAUGGAUGGUAUUGUCGUAGUCUGGCCAAUGAACAACAAGCAGCACAACAGAAUGAAAAUAAUGAACAAAACAUGGGAUUGAAUGAGGACACUGAUUCAGAUAGUCAAGAUAAUGAUGAAAGUCGACAGGGUGGAGGAGGUGCCACCAGCAGCAAUGUGGAUUAUAAGAAUCAGUAUAGGUAUUUAAAGAGAAAACUAAAAUUUUUGAUCUAUGAAAAUGAAUUUUUCCAAGAUGCUUUAAGAUCGAAUCAGAGACGUUUGCUCAAAGUAUCUAGGGAUAGAGCAUUUCUCUUGGAUCGUCUGCUGCAAUAUGAGAAACCUGAAAAUACUUCUUCGGAAAGUGAAGAAACUGAAGAAUCUUCAGAGGAUGAGGCUACAAAGGAGAUUAAAAAGCGUAAACUAGAACAAAGUGUGAAUGGUUCCGCAACCGGUUCCACACGGGGACGCAAAAAGAAGAACUCUGUUCCAACUCCUGUCAAUGAAACUUCUGAUCAAAUAGCUAACCCAGCCUUCAAUCACUUAGAUGUAGUUGGUGUAAAUCAGCAAGCUCAAGCAGAGGUGGAAAGACAGUUGUCUAAACGUUCGGUUAUGGAUUUGAUACCAGAACGUGCUCCAGCAACAGUGCCGGCGGAAAUGUUUAGUAAUGAACCAUCAUUAGAUAGUGAGCCAACAGAUCAUUUGGUAGACGGCUCUUCGCCUACGCAUGUGGCAGCAGAAGAAUGUGUUCCCAUGGAAUACAGUAAUUAAGUUCGAAAAACUAUUUUAAUUUUAUAAAUCAUUUAUUAUCUUUUUUUUAAAUUACACAUCUUAACUCUUUAUUGGGAAUAAAUGAAUUGAAGAACAUUUACUUACAAACUAAAAAA